Molecule: messenger RNA, 990 nt
Organism: Recurvomyces mirabilis
Lineage: Eukaryota; Fungi; Ascomycota; Dothideomycetes; Mycosphaerellales; Teratosphaeriaceae
Exons: 2
Coding region: 1-990 (329 amino acids)
Biological process (GO): transmembrane transport
Cellular component (GO): endoplasmic reticulum
Source: RefSeq, a predicted model, not a curated record
AUGAUCUUCAGUUAUUUCGCACGAGAGACUGUGGUCUGGCACAAUGACCCCGAUCUUGAUCUGUACGCUCUCAACAUCACUAUCCCAGGCCUCUCGCCACGCUUCCAACAAGUCCAUUGCACAGCUGACGCUCAAGUAUGUCAUCUGACGACCGACAUGGGUGAAAUUCACGCCGCAGCAAGUGCAAUGGCAUUGUGGAUGUCCGACUGCUUCGAUCUCACCUCAACAUACUUCUUGUUGGCCGGCAUAGGUGGCAUAAAUCCACAUAUGGGUACCAUAAGUUCAGUCACCUUCGCCCGAUAUGCUGUGCAGCUGGAUCUGCAGUAUUUAUUCUCCGAGUCGCAGAUCCCUCCAGACUUCCCUACAGGCUUUGUGCCGCAGAAGUCGCACCGACCUGAUGAGUAUCCUGGCGUGCUGUACGGCACGGAGGUCUUCGAGCUGAAUGAUCGUCUACGUAUGCGCGCAGUACAGAUUGCUCAUCGAGCUGUGCUCAACGAUACCACGGCAGCAAUGAAGAAGCGUGCCGGCUACCUCGACGCUCCUGCGAAUGAGCCACCCACAGUCCUAGCAUGCGAUACAAUGACUAGCAAUAAUUGGUGGUCUGGCUCAGUGCUAGGCGACGCAUUUGCUGGCUAUGUCAAGCUUCUGACCAACGGAUCGGCUGAACCUUGUACUACUCAACAAGAAGACAAUGCCACUCUGGAAGCACUGCUGCGCGGCGCCGUAGCUGAACGACUAGACUUCUCGAGGAUCAUCUUAAUGAGGACUGCCUCUGACUUUGCUCGAGCACCACCGGGUCGGACAGAGUACGAUCACCUGGUCAAUACAGGCUGGGAAGGAUUUGUGCCUGCUUUGCAGAACAUUUACCUGGCGGGCAUCGAGAUUGUUAGAGAUAUCUUGAUGAACUGGGAUGAGGAGUAUGCCUCUGGCACUCGACCCGAUAACUACAUUGGCGAUCUGUGGAACAGUCUCGAAGAGGCCAAUAAUUGA